Messenger RNA from Cantharellus anzutake, 641 nucleotides. RefSeq lists its product as uncharacterized. The record is from RefSeq and is a predicted model, not a curated record. The transcript has 2 exons. Bases 214 to 549 code for a protein of 111 amino acids. Lineage: Eukaryota; Fungi; Basidiomycota; Agaricomycetes; Cantharellales; Hydnaceae.
GUAGACGCGCAACGUGCUGCAAUUCUGUGCGCUUGCACAACUAUUCAGUACUGAUAAUGCCGAUUCGUGUCCACUGGCACAAAUAUGGAGGAUUAAGCGAGAUCAAUAUUUAAUAUUUCGCCAUCAAGAUUUUUCCAUUUCUUCCACCCUGGGAUUUCUCAUUUAAAGGCUCACCUUUUUUUCUUCCCUCAAGCUACGGCGGGGUUUUCGAACAUGUUCAAGGGCGCUGCUCUUUUCUUGUUUCUCUUUACGGCUUCUGUCUUCGCCUUCCCCUUUCCUCAACGGAAGGUGUUACGCCGCCUUGCGCCUCAGCUCCGGGACCCUAUUCACGGAGAAACGAACGCGCAGCGACUCGCGAGGGGCUUGCCUCCUUUGCCCCCAGCUAGGAGGUGGAAUAUUGAAGCUUCACCAACUGAGAGUAAGUCUGCAGCCACUUCACUGACACGUAGCACGAAGAUGUAUGGCGGGAUUAUAAUUCGGUUUGAUCUCCAGCUGCCAAAAGGGCACAGGGCAGCGACACAUACUACUGGAGCGGCAAAAUUCAAAUAAAUUCCACGCAAGGCGGGAAAUCACUUGGAUACCUCGAGUUCACCAACGGGUGGUACUCAAUAGGGGCGGAGGCCCACGGCGAUACUUUCUCG